GGUUUGUCAGCCUCCUUGUUAUCUGCAUAACACGAAUCUGUUAUUUGUAGACUUCAGUUUUUAUUUGCUGAAUAAAUCUUCUAAUAUUGCAAAUCAUGGAUUGUAUUAAAAAUUACUGAACAGUAUCAGGGUGUGCUGAUUGUUUUUUCUUAUCACCCUAUCCAUAAUAAGUUGAUAAUUAAUGAAAAAAUAAUGUAGCAACACCAUAAAAAGCAAACUUUACUGUAUAAUUUUAAAACAAUGUGCCUAUCAGUCAGUGAAUGAAGCUGUUUUCCCUGUUCGCUGAAUUCAUGCAAGGGCACUGGGUUUUAUUCUGAAUAAAGCAGAGAGCAGAUUCGCACCGGCUCACUGGAGCUUAUCUUCAGAUGGCCUUGAACAGAAAGCCUGUGUUUUAGAAAAUUUCAAGACAAAAGCAGAUGAUUUCUUUGUUGCAGAUAAUGACAGGCUGACACUGUUAAUGCAUACUUUCAGCCACUGCAUAUACAUACAUGCAUGCAGACACACACCCAUCAGUGCCUGUACAGUGUUACUAAAUAUAAAUAUGUGCACAAAUACUAAAAAAAAAAUCUAUUUUCAGAUGCACGGAUGAAAAUAUAUGAGAGCAGUGACAGAGAGCACAACAGAAAUGCAGCAGUAAUUAUCAUCUGUCUGCAAAAAGGAAUCUGCAUAUUAAGUAUUGUAAGGCUUUCUUACAAAUUCAUUCAAGGGUAAAUGAGAAGGCGUGUGUAACUGCAUCGUAACACAGAGGAAGGCAAUUUUAUUGUCCUUAAAGACUUAAAUCACGAGUAUAGAGAAACAAAUAAUUUUCAGUAGUCCACUUCACAGUAGCAAAGCAAUUUGUUCUGGAAUAGCUGUGAAACCAUUUGUUUUUCUGAAUUUAUUUUUGCAGCCAAUGUAGCAUAAUGAACUGCACCCAACUCAUCUCAUCUUGCUUGUGUGAGUGUUUGGUGAAACUUUAUUUUAUAAAGCAAUUUUCUUGUACCUGGUCUGAGAAAAAAGACUAAAGGACUAAAAAGAUUGGAACUGCUGUUUUUUUAAGACUAAUUCUAGUACUAUUAGCAGUACAAAGCAAAUAAGACUUUUAUCUCCUGAAAACUGCAUAGGAAAAACACAACGUAUACAUAAUUUGAAGUACAAUAAACAAAAUGUAUGUAUACGCCGAUAUGGUUCUCUAAUAAUCCAAAUAGUUCUUUGUGUCAGUAUGCCUUAUAAACGGUAGAAGCUAAACCAUCACACUAAGCACCUAGAUGACUCAGUCUGGCUAAGGGAUGGACAAUGCCCACACCUUGAAUGAAGUAGUGAAACAAUACUCAUCAUAUGCCUCUUCACUGCUCUUGGCGAAUUUCACCUACAUUUGUACUGUGUAAGGUGCUUAAUGUGGUAAUGAUGAUGAAAAUGAUGCAUCACAAUUUCAACUAGAUUUGAUGCUACCUGGAGCCUUUUAUAAAUGGAUACUAGAGUACAUUGUACCAGUAGGGGUUGGCUAUAGUCCAACCGUAAAAAACGUUUUUAGGCUCUGAAAAGAACCCUUUUUAUUAAGAGGGAGCUUUGGAAGUUUUCAUAGCAAAUUAUAUUAGCAGGCACUUUGCCAUGUGUUAGGGUUAAGUGAACCGAAAUCUCUUAUCUCAUUUAGCUGUCAUGCAGCCUUGCAACCCCACUCACCCACCAACUACCCCCGGACCUACCGCCUGGGAAUCGAACGGUCUCAGUAGAGACCCGACAACAGUCAGGGUUUGGCUGCUUCUGCUCCAUCACCACAUUAAGUAAAAGUACUGUAGUUCGUGUGUUUCUAUAGCAACAGUUCCCACUCAAGUCAUCAGGAUACUGAGCAAUGCGGAGAGUGAAGGAGAGCUGCAAUGACUGUCGUACCUGAGUGCUUUAAUUUAAUCAUAGUGGCUGUUAAUAAAUUUAGGACUGGCCAAUAUACAUAUAUUUCCAAUAUAUAGAGUGAUAUUUUUGGAUUGAAACAGCCAACACAGAGGUUGUAUGACUUUAAAUGUAAGUACUUUCAAGCCAAUAAUUCCAAAAAAGUCAAUUUUAAUGUUAAUGAGUUUGAAAAGCAUCUGAAACAGCAUUUACACUCUAAUUUUAUAAUAAACCAAUCAUAAGAUUUUUAUAUUAAUAACCAAGCCAAUGAACUAUGUUACUUGACUGACAUGAAUGGAAGAGCAGAAGUCACACUGGUGAAUACUCAAUCGAUCAGCUGCUUAACAACAUUCAUGCAAACAUUAGAAAAAGCAUUCACUGCAUCUGCAGUGAUUUUUAAUCUUGUGUAGGCGUGUUCGUCCUUGGCUGUACUUUGACUUUACUUUGUACUGUUGCUUUAAGUAAGUCUUCGGUCUUCAAUCUUACGUCCCUUCCUAUGUCUCUCUCUCUUUCUCACUGUUUCUCUCUUCUGUUCCCUCUUCCUCCCUCUCUUUACCUCAGGUGUUGAUGAGUGACAGAGGUGAUGUGAUGGCAGAGCUAACAGGCGGGACAGAUCAGAGCAGACUCUCUGCUGCACACUGAACCCACCGGAUGCAACACGUGAGAGCCUAGACAGAAUGGAUUUCCCCAAUUGCACUGAAGGGGUGUUUGCCACAAACAGCAGUGGUAACGACUCCCUGGAGACCACUAAACUCCCUCCCAGUAAGGUCCUGCUCACGGUGACCCUCUCUGUAGUGGCUAUCCUGACUACAUUCUUCAACUGCCUGGUGAUCACAGCUAUUGCAGUCACCCGCAAGUUGCAUCACCCAGCCAACUACCUCAUCUGCUCCUUAGCAGUGACCGACCUGCUGGUGGCUGUGCUGGUCAUGCCCUUCAGUAUCAUGUACAUCCAAAAAGAGACCUGGGUUAUGGGCCAAGUGGUGUGUACCAUCUGGUUAAGUGUGGAUAUCACCUGUUGCACAUGCUCCAUCCUGCAUCUUGCUGCAAUCGCCAUCGACCGUUACAGGGCCAUUACUGAUGCAGUGGAGUACUCUCGCAAACGCACGGGGGCCAGGGCUGGAGCAAUGGUGGCUGUGGUGUGGCUCUUGUCCAUCCUCAUCUCACUUCCUCCUCUACUAUGGCGGCAUUAUAGUGAGGAUGCAGAGCAGGAAGACCAAUGCAUCAUCAUCCACCAUCACAUGGCCUUCACCUUGUACUCCACCCUUGGAGCGUUCUACAUCCCCUUACUUCUCAUCCUCAUCCUCUAUUACAAAAUCUACCGGGCUGCUCAAACCCUCUAUAUGCGCAGGGAAGCCAGCCGGGCUAGCCGCCACUCAUGUAUGACCAAUGGGAGCAUGAUACCGUCAUCCUACCCUGCUGGAGAUGACGUCGGCGAUGGGGGACCUCGAAGUCCAGAGCCCAUAAGCCCACCAGAAAAGUCGUUCUCUGAACCCUCAACGGAGGAGCCUCCACGUGAACGUGUGCGCGCAUCAGUAAAGGCUUUCCAGUGCAAGUCGCGCCGGCAUGAGUCGCGUAGUGAGUCACGUAGUGAGUCACGUCGGAGCCAGUUUUACCAAGGGCCACGGAUCUCAGGCUCACGGGAGCGCAAAGCGGCAUCCACGUUGGGGUUGAUAAUAGGGGCCUUUGUCAUCUGUUGGUUGCCAUUUUUUGUCAAGGAGGUGAUCGUCAACACGUGCGGUUCUUGCAGUACUUCGAUGGAGAUGGCUGACUUUCUUACAUGGUUAGGCUACCUCAACUCGCUGAUCAACCCCCUCAUCUACACCAUCUUUAAUGAAGACUUCAAAAAAGCUUUCCAAAGACUUGUUAGGUGCAGUCAUUACCUCUGAUGGUUACAAUUAUGCAUGAUCAUACCUAAACACCACCACACAUAUGUGUACUGUAACCGGGAGGAGACAAACUAAAGGCUGGAGGUCAGAGAAUUCUGACUGAAUACUGACUUCAGAGUGCCUGAAAGAUAAUAAUCUCAAAGAGGAAAAGGACUGACACCCAUUUCCAGACACUCCACAAGGCACUCCAACAGCCUAAAUUGCAUCAGCUCAGCAAUGAGCUUUGCAGCAAAGUUCCACAUUGAAAUCCAAGUCCUGCUAUUAAUAGAACGGCCUGAGAGUUCCUUGAUGUUAAUUGGUGUGUUUGAAGCGACAAUGACAUGGUUGGUUUUUAGAAAAUGGGCAAUCUCUGACCUUUUUAAGGUCUGGGUUCAGAGCAUUAGUGAUCAGCCCCAUUUAAAGGUCUUGAAAUAGCUGACCAUUAUGUCUGUUCCAGCUAAUGACCUCCCUUCUAUCUAGUCCAAGCUGCUGGCUGAAAUACAAAACAUAUGUAAAAUACCACAGCAUACCAAGUUGUGACUUUCUGUGGCCAUGACAUAACAUUACAUCUGAUUGUUGACAGAAAUAGUUGCUGGAGGUGGUAUGUAUUCAGCCACACAAAACAUUCCAAGAAAUAUAAAAUAAUAUGAGGUAUUGUCAGGUAAUGGCAAUGAUAUUGGCUUAAUCCAUUUGACAAUGCAAAGAGUUAUUGCCUGCUUUUCAUAAUUUUCACAAUGCUGAACAUUUGAAAUGUUUAGGAUUAACAGCAAAUAAUGACUUUAAUGUGAAGAAAAUGUUUUAUGAUCAAGAACCAAAUCAUCCUAUAUUAAUAACACAUUCUGAAUGAUACAAAAGAAAGAAAAAACACUUUGGGACCAAUAUAACAAUUUAGCUUUGACUACAAAAGGUUACAUUUUGAAGAAGGCUUAAGAUCCUAGGGUUACAGGUUCUAAAAGACACUGCCACUUUAAUUGAAGUUUUUGCACAACCUUUUAUGUUCCUUUUUAUUUUUUCUUACGGUACUUAUUUAUUUAUAUAUCCUGGAGCCAUUAAACACCUCAUCCCAUCUCACU
Dicentrarchus labrax (European seabass) is the source of this 4804-nucleotide messenger RNA. RefSeq names its product 5-hydroxytryptamine (serotonin) receptor 1Fa (gene htr1fa). The transcript has 2 exons. Gene Ontology annotation, biological process: adenylate cyclase-activating adrenergic receptor signaling pathway. The coding region runs from base 2544 to 3752 and encodes 402 amino acids. Gene Ontology annotation, cellular component: plasma membrane. The record is from RefSeq and is a predicted model, not a curated record. Gene Ontology annotation, molecular function: G protein-coupled serotonin receptor activity. Lineage: Eukaryota; Metazoa; Chordata; Actinopteri; Moronidae.